Nerophis lumbriciformis (worm pipefish) is the source of this 2035-nucleotide messenger RNA. It is a transcript of the gene fastkd3, whose product is annotated as FAST kinase domains 3. The record is from RefSeq and is a predicted model, not a curated record. Lineage: Eukaryota; Metazoa; Chordata; Actinopteri; Syngnathiformes; Syngnathidae. Gene Ontology annotation, biological process: regulation of mitochondrial mRNA stability; mitochondrial RNA processing. Gene Ontology annotation, molecular function: RNA binding. Gene Ontology annotation, cellular component: mitochondrial matrix; ribonucleoprotein granule.
AUGGCAUUGAAGCUGUUCCAGAGACUCCCCGCUGUCCUGCAGUUUGGACCCAGCAGGCUCCUGGUGGUGUGUCCGGCCUGCGUGUGCACCUCGCCGGGCCGCUGCAUCCUCACACAGGGCUGCAGGAGGCUCUGGCGGUCUGCGAGGAGCCUGACCACCAUCGCCAAGGAGCCGUCCUUCGUGGCCGGCAGCUCGGCGGGACUACGCAGAGACUCCGUCCCCCGGUUUUGCCUGACCCUGCUACACGGCCCCGCAGCCGAGGAGGAGCGGGCUUUCUGCCAGCUCUUGAGUUCUUGCUCGUCUUCGGGGAAGGUGUUGAAGCUGGUCCGCUCGGCCGAGAUGAUGUCUGACAGCAUGGCGGCGGCCGUCCUCCAUCGCGUGGCCGACCUGGAGCGGGAGGCCCACGCCCUCAGGGACCCUUCGGUGCUGGAGGACGAUGUCAUCAGGGCGCUGUGCUUCCAGCUGGAGCGGGACUCGCGCAGGUUGAGCGAUUCGGGCCUGUUGGCGGCCCUGCUGGCCGGCACGCGUCUCUUCUUGGACCCAAUGAGCACCCUGAUGGUGCGGCUGGUGACGGAGAGCCAGGAGAGGCUGAACCGAGGCGGAAUGAGCGUGGGCCAGCUGUGCACCCUGGGCCAAGCGGUGCACGCUAUGAAGGGUCCAGUUGGUAGCGUGAUGCUGGAGGAGGUGAUGGAGCACAUCCGGAAGCAGGAACCCUCCAAGUGGAGCCUUGCUGAACUUGUGGCUGUGUAUGGACUUUUGGGAGGAGGCGUGGCUAGAAACAGGUGCUACCAAGACCUCCUGAAUGCCAUGCACGCGCACGCCGUGAAGGUGGCCUCCUCCAUGGAUAAGGUGGCUGUCAGCGGGGUGCUGGGUUCCCUGAUGGCCUUGAACCAAACCAAGGUGACGCCUCUGGUCAUCGCCCUGUGCAAGCAGGCCGUCCGCCACGUGCCUCACUUCUCCGACGAGGAGCUGGCGGCGGUCCUCGCCGCGCUCAUGCACUACGGCCUAAGCGACCGCUACUUCGUGGAAGCCGUGGAGAGACGCGCACCCAGCUUGGCCUUCACGGCCCACCCGGAGACGGUCACCAAGGUGAUGCAGUUCUUCGGCCUGAGAAACAUUUUGUCCCCGCAGGUGCUGGACGCCGUGGCCGAGAGUUUUGUGUACCGGGCGGACGCCUACAGCACCGACCAGGUGGCCUUGCAGAUCGUGCCUUUCGGCAAGCUGGGCUACCUGCCGCCCAACGCCGCCGAGCUCUUCCGGAAGGUGGAGGCCGUCCUGCAAACGCGCUCCUCCCAGUUCCAGCCUCACAUGCUGAUCAGACUGCUGCACUCCUGCAUCCUGGUGGAGAGGUUCCCCGUCAACUUCGUGGCCAAGGUCUUCUCCGAGUUCUUCCUGCAGCAGCUGCAAGAGGAAGGUAGCGGCAUAGAUUACAACAUCCGGGCGCAGCUGACUCAGCUCGACAUGACCGUCAAGUUGGAGUGUCUCUUCCAUCAGGGUCCCCGCCUUGGUCCCAAAUACCGUGUCAAGUCCUACCAGGUGGCGGGCUCCACGAUAGAGACGCCGGUGAACGUGCACUUGUGCAACGCUGUGAAAAUUGAUCUGAUGAGCCUGCUGGGGGGUGUCUCCUACUUUGGCUCCCAAGUGCUGACGCCGUACUGCUACACGCUGGACGUGGAGCUGAAGCUGGAUGAUGAAGGCUACGUGCUGCCUGCCCGUCACAAGGACGUGUGCAAGAGGAUCGCCGUGUGCAUCGAUGGACAGAGCAGGUUCACCAACAACACCAGACAGCUUCUCGGGAAGGAGACCAUCAAGCAGCGUCACCUGAGGCUGCUGGGAUAUGAAGUUGUCCAGAUCCCCUUCUAUGAGUUUGAGCACCUGCACGGCACCGCCCGUGUGGAUUACCUCCACGAGAAGAUCUUCUCCAACAGCUACAGACUGAGCUGGUGAUGUCACAUCUUUUUUUUUUUUUUUUACCAGGAACUGCAAAUACAUGCUGGAGGUUAUUUGCAAUAAACUCUACUGUGACACACAGGGA